This is a messenger RNA of Adineta steineri, 954 nucleotides long. The record is from the annotation of a GenBank genome assembly. Lineage: Eukaryota; Metazoa; Rotifera; Eurotatoria; Adinetida; Adinetidae.
AUGUUUUCCAGGCCAUUUACAAUCUUUCUUGGACUCUUUUGUUUAAAUCCGUUGGGAAAAGAUUAUCCAAGUAACUGUAAAAAUUUCUAUGGAAUAAAUACAUGGUCAUUAGCACAUGUUUGUUUAAAUGAUUCAAAUGAAUCUUUACCAAAAUAUUAUAUUCGGAAUCAGUCUCGAGCAACUAUUAGUAUGUCAGACGAACAAGAACAUCAGAUUGCUUUAGACGACUUAACCAAAAUGUGUGAAGGUACCGAUAAUAGGCAACCAUAUUGGUUUCACGCAACCAGUUGGGCCAAUGCACUAAAUAUCAUUGAAACAGGUCCACAAAUGGGUGAUAAACCAUCUGAUUAUUCAUCACAUGGAGCAUUUUAUCUCAAUCCCUGUUAUGAUGAUUGUUACGAUUGGUUUAGUACUCGUAAUUCUGUUUUUAAAGGACAUCACGCAAUGAUGAUGUAUAAAUUUAAUCCAGAAGAACUUAGUAAAAAGGGAGAAACACCUGAUAAAAACCAAUGGAAAAAAAACGUCAAAGAACUUAAAGAAUCAUCAUCUGAAAAAAAUGUCAAAAAACGUAAAGCAACAUCAUCUAAAAAUAAUCAUGAUUGGUCUUUUGUUCCUCAAGAUGCUAAUCCUGAUAAUUUUAGUAAACAUGAUGAAACCAGAGAUCGGAAAACCAGUCAAGGAAAACCGGCAAUGCAGUUGGUUAUACAUACUGAAUCUAUGUGUAAAAAAAUACAUUAUCAUUUAGUUGCUUGUGUCUUUUAUCAAAAUAUUUCAUCUAACAAAUCACAAGAUAAAUAUCAAUACACAGCACAAGAUUUUUUAAAGAAAUCGUCAGCUUUACUAACAUCUUCUCCCAAUAAUACUUUAUCAAAUACUCAACAAAAUCAAAAGCGACAAAAGAAGAAUGAUCUAAAUGAAAACCAUCCGAAGAAAAAAUUUCGUCCACACAAAUAG